Messenger RNA from Vanrija pseudolonga, 2179 nucleotides. RefSeq names its product Aspercryptin biosynthesis cluster-specific transcription regulator atnN. The transcript has 3 exons. The record is from RefSeq and is a predicted model, not a curated record. Bases 246 to 2144 code for a protein of 632 amino acids. Lineage: Eukaryota; Fungi; Basidiomycota; Tremellomycetes; Trichosporonales; Trichosporonaceae. Gene Ontology annotation, biological process: positive regulation of transcription by RNA polymerase II. Gene Ontology annotation, molecular function: transcription cis-regulatory region binding; zinc ion binding; DNA-binding transcription factor activity, RNA polymerase II-specific. Gene Ontology annotation, cellular component: nucleus.
CCUGCCCGCAUCUCAACCCCCCCCUCCCCCUCCUUCUGCUCCAUUUUCCUGUUUGAUCCUCCACACUAUUAUCUUAUCCAACAACAAACUAGCAGCCAUCUCACACAACGCAACCACCUCCACAACUCGCAAUCUCCCAUCAACCCGCUCGCUCGUCACUUGGCGCCUAUCCAGCCCCGCCCCACCCACUGCACACUGCGCGACGUCACGAGGGCACCCCACCCUCCAAAGCACCUCGCGACGAAAUGGCUCCCUCGCCUCCCUCGCCCUACCAAACAGGGCAGCACCACCACCAUAGUAGCAGCGGCCAACAACAACACUCCCGCAGGUCACCUUCAGCCUCCUCCACUGGCGAUGCCAACGCCAACGCCACCGCAGGACCCAGCAGCACUACCAACGACGGCUCGUCGGUCAAGCGUACGCGUUCUCGCAAUGGCUGCCUAGUUUGCCGUGCACGACGCAUCAAGUGCGAUUUGGAACGGCCAGAAUGCAAGCGCUGCGUAAACUACGGUGCAGAGUGCGUGUACCCCAUCAAGAAGGCGUUCGACGCCGCCGCAGUCGAUGCUGCCCUCGGGUCACGCCACAACAGGCCAUCGAAUGCUGCAGCGACAGCAGCAGCAUACCAUGACCCGACGCCCGGUGCUGGGCCGGCGCUCUCGCCGCCCCCAAUAACGCCACACUCGUCGCUUCCCCCACUCCCGCCGAUGCCCCCGGCGCCGCCGCUGCCUCCCUUGCCGCCGGGCCGGGUGGGCCCCGCUCUCGACAGUGUGCCGCCCAUCGAGAUGGUGCACGCGCUGUUCAGGAAGACCAAGAUGGGCAGCUUCUUCAAUAACCCGGUCGACCCGCCCGAGUUCCUGCGUCUGGCUUUCCCGCUGCCCGAGGACCUGCGAUGCUUCCAUCACUGUCUGACAUACUCGCUGUCGAUCUUGGUCGUUGACGAGGAGCACAACCCCUGGGUCGAGCACAUUGCGCCCAUGUUCCUCUUUCCGACGGGCGACGCGCCGCUCUCGGUCAACGCGCUCAAGUAUUCAAUGUUGACACUCGGCGCCACCCAUCUGUCGUACCUUGAAGCCACCAGCCGCGCCCCGAAUGCCGAACGCACGCUCCAGCUCUCGAGACAGUACCGUCACACUGCGCUCGGCUUGCUGCGCCAGGCGCGCCGUGUUCCCGAGGAACUGGCGCACGACGCAUUCCUGGCAUCGUGCGUCAUGAUUCUUGACAAUGACAUUCUGGCGGCGUGUGUGUCGUGGCGUGAGCCACUGCGCUACGCCAAAGAAGCAAUCAAUCACCGUGGUGGCGCAGGCAACCUCCUCUUUGGCCCCGAUUGGCGCAACGCCAUCUCCCGCAGCGGGUCGAGCGCAACGCCUCCGGCCCCGGUGCGGCGAUACCUCAUCGAACACGCCGUCAUGCACGACAUUCUCUGUUGCUUGUCGGUCGGGUCGCCGCCCACUGUCCUGGACAGUGACUCGUCAUGGUGGGAGGCGCUCGGUAACACGGGCUCGACGGACAGAGAAUGGGAGAGCGUCGAGUCGCUGUUUGGCUUUGACCGCCUGCUCGUUCGCAUCACUUGCAACACGCUCCAACUGUUCUCCAACUGCCGCGAGUUUGAGGCCCACCAUGGCCCCCUGCUCAACCCGCCGACUUCCCUCUCGCUCGACAGCCCCUCGACUGUCGCACGCGCCGACAUGAGCAGGCGUGUGGCUGACGCGCAGCUUGAGCUUGCUCAGUGGCGCGCCGAGGCCUCGGCCCGCUACAUGACUCCAAGGACAAUGAUCGGCAGCAUGACGCUCUGGCACAUGCUGCAGAUCAUGAUGCUGCGUGAUGUGCAGAAGCGCCCUCGUGAUGACACCGAGGUGCAGUCCUCGGCCGCGGCCAUUCUCGAGCUGUGCAUCGAAGUCGGCGACAAGGUCGAGUUUCUCAACUGGGCGCUGUUGUACGCAUCGAGCGUCCUCCUCGAUGCCGACAAGCGCAACACGGCGCGGUCAAUCCUCAAAACGUUUGCGUACCAGUGCUGUCACGAGCUCGAGGUCAUCCGACUGGUCAUGGAGGAGAUGUGGCGGAGAGCGGAUGACGGGUACGACGACGAGGCAUGCGGGACCCGCGAGAUUGCACUCGAGUUUGGCAGGGCUGUCUUGAUAGGAUAGCUCGAUAGGGUCAUGCGAUAAGCGAGUAACGGUAG